AUGAAGCGCCUGGAGAUCGAGGUUCGCCGCCUGUUGGAAAUGUACAAGAAGAAACAGCGCGAGAACGAGAUCUUGCAAUUCCAGGUCUCGUGCCUCAUCGGCAACGCGAAGGUCGAGGACUUUUACAAGGUGUUCCCACCCAUGUACGUGCUCUUCUCCUUGAAGUCAGGGAAAUUUGUACUAAUUCUCCACAGCUUCGACGUGGCGUCCCUGUACCAGACGCCCGAGAGCCUGGGCAAGGACCUCGACCAGCUGAUGGCAACCUACGAGGACCCUGAGGCUGGUAACAAAGAGGAGCGCCAGGCCCUCUUUGAGCACGCCGUCAAGGCGCUCCGGCGUGACCGGGCUAAUCAGGCCGCGGCUCGUCUGGUGCUUGCGGCUGUCAAGGCUGAGGUAGAAGGUGUCGAGAUCGGGCAGUCCGACGUUGAGGCUGUCCUACUUGGUAUGGUUGACCUCUCACUGAAGGCUCCUAAGAAGGAAGAUGGCGAGGGGGCUGAGGGUUCUACUUGA
Messenger RNA from Penicillium chermesinum, 510 nucleotides. RefSeq lists its product as uncharacterized. The record is from RefSeq and is a predicted model, not a curated record. The transcript has a single exon. NCBI's taxonomy places the organism in Eukaryota, Fungi, Ascomycota, Eurotiomycetes, Eurotiales, Aspergillaceae. The coding region runs from base 1 to 510 and encodes 169 amino acids.